Molecule: messenger RNA, 1116 nt
Organism: Alternaria viburni
Lineage: Eukaryota; Fungi; Ascomycota; Dothideomycetes; Pleosporales; Pleosporaceae
Exons: 3
Coding region: 1-1116 (371 amino acids)
Source: RefSeq, a predicted model, not a curated record
AUGUCCUGGGCAGCUGGACGGGAAACCAAACGGGAGGAGGACGCAAUCUACUCUCUACUUGGCCUCUUCGACGUACACAUGCCACCUAUCUAUGGUGAAGGCAAAGCAAAUGCAUUCGAUCGCCUCGAAUUGGAGAUGCAACGAAAGCUAGCACUUGAUAGUUCACGCAAAAGGACCGCCGAGGAGGCCUUUGAAACCACGCUACAGGAAGGAAGCAAUUCAAAGCUGAAACAGUCUGCAAGCGACAGGGCGCAAGAGCAUUCAGUGGCAAUGCAGGACUGGUGGGCUGAAGCCAUGGCCAGGAAUAUGGGGACACCCAGAGGCUAUGCAAAAGUCGCUGUAUUGCUCUUGAGAUGGGCAGAUGAAUUGGAUGAUUUACGAACCAGUGUCGAAAUAAACUGGUACAAGACGGAAGACUACCUCCGCUCGGACGAAAUCGACGGAGACGUUCUUGCAAUACUAGACGCAACGUAUGCGAGUAACGGCAAUACAGGUCAUGUACCCGAGGACGUCAGCAACUCCAACUACAGGGACCAAGAGACUACUCGGCGUUUUCAGUUGAUGAACGGCUGUGGUCAGAUACCUCCUGGCCGUUUGUCGUUCACGCGCAGGUUGAUUGACGGGUUGAAAGAGCUUCACGAACGUACCAACAACUCCGCGUUUUCAACUCAGGACCUUCAUCAGUGCAUUGAGAUGAGACCCCCAGGCACAAGCCCUGAACUAUGGUCUUUGCUACCAGACAAGCGCCAUAUUCCUUUAACACCGAUGGUCCAAUUAGGGCUCGAUGCGAGAGUACCCCAGCAGCACCGUAAGCGCCCUGGACGAGGAUACCUGAAGCUCGGUCUCGAAAUUAGGGAUGCGUCUUUGGAACAGGAACAGGUAGAUUAUCUUGCAAAGGUUUUGUCGAGAGCAUUGGACAAACAGUUCAUAGGCCUUCGCGGGAUUGAUUGGCUUGGGUUCGAGCGUCGUGAAAAGGAAUUUAUCUCCUUCUCCGAAAACCUUGCCUUGAAACUGAGGCAAAGAGGAAAGCAGGAAGUGCCUCUGCCGUUCAUCAAGCCCUUCUUUCGUAGCAGAGUCAAGUUUAGCGAAUCUGAGCUUGUGAGUGGCGUGAACUAA